CACGUCCAAGUCGACGCCUUCCAUUCUUUAUCAAAAUGAAGUCCUCCACUGUUGGUAUGCUCGCUCUGGCAGCGGCUGCUAAGCUCGUCAGCGCCCACACUACCGUCCACGCCGUCUGGAUCAACGAUGUCGACCAGGGUGAGGGUAACAGCGACAGCGGAUACAUCCGUUCUCCCCCCAGCAACAGCCCCAUCACCGAUGUCACCUCUAAGGACAUGACCUGCAAUGUUAACAACAAGGCUACCGCCAAGACCCUUGAGGUCAAGGCCGGCGACAAGAUCACCUUUGAGUGGCACCACGACUCCCGCAGCGCGUCUGACGACAUCAUCGCCUCUUCCCACAAUGGCCCCAUCCUUGUCUACAUGGCCCCUACCGAGAAGGGCACUGCUGGCAACGGCUGGGUCAAGAUCGCCGAGGACGGCUAUACCGACGGCACCUGGGCCGUCGAGACCCUGAUCAAGAACAGAGGCAAGCACUCCGUCACCGUCCCCGACGUUGCCGCCGGCGAGUACCUAUUCCGCCCUGAGAUCAUCGCCCUCCACGAGGGUAACCGCCAGGGCGGUGCCCAGUUCUACAUGGAGUGUGUCCAGGUCAAGGUCACCUCCUCCGGCUCCAAGACUCUCCCCGAGGGUGUCUCCAUCCCCGGUGCCUACACUGCCACCGACAAGGGUGUCCUCUUCGACAUUUACAGCUCCUUUGACAGCUACCCUAUCCCCGGCCCUGCCGUCUGGGACGGUGCUUCUGGUUCGUCUUCCUCAGGCUCCGCCUCUGCAUCUGCCUCUGCUCCCGCAGCCACCAGCGCUGCCCCCGCUCCUUCUAGCUUCACUACCAUCGCCAAACAGCAAUCCACUACUGAAAACACUGAACCCUCUUCCACUACCUCCGCCAUUGCCUCCACCACUGCAGCCGCCUCUUCUACCACCAGCACUGCUCCUGCUACCCCUUCCACUACCUCCGCCAUUGCCUCUUCUGCUGCGCCCACUAACUCUGCUCCUCAGCCUAGUUCUAACGCUGGCGGCCGUGUCAAGGCCUACUACCAGUGCGGUGGCAUGAACUACAGCGGUAGCACUGAGUGUGAGGAGGGUCUUACUUGCAAGAAGUGGAACCCCUACUACCACCAGUGUGUCUCCGCUUAA
Messenger RNA from Aspergillus alliaceus, 1136 nucleotides. RefSeq names its product putative endoglucanase (gene eglD). The transcript has a single exon. The coding region runs from base 36 to 1136 and encodes 366 amino acids. The record is from RefSeq and is a predicted model, not a curated record. NCBI's taxonomy places the organism in Eukaryota, Fungi, Ascomycota, Eurotiomycetes, Eurotiales, Aspergillaceae. Gene Ontology annotation, cellular component: extracellular region. Gene Ontology annotation, molecular function: cellulose binding. Gene Ontology annotation, biological process: carbohydrate metabolic process.